Phlebotomus papatasi is the source of this 4684-nucleotide messenger RNA. Its product is annotated as modifier of mdg4-like. Bases 157 to 1437 code for a protein of 426 amino acids. Gene Ontology annotation, cellular component: nucleus. Lineage: Eukaryota; Metazoa; Arthropoda; Insecta; Diptera; Psychodidae. The transcript is spliced from 5 exons. Gene Ontology annotation, molecular function: DNA binding; protein binding. The record is from RefSeq and is a predicted model, not a curated record. Gene Ontology annotation, biological process: regulation of transcription by RNA polymerase II.
UUGGCUUCGUCAUUCUGGAUAAAGUGGUCCGUGCGUGUGGACGUACUGCUAAGACGCUCCGUGAAAAAGUGGAAAAAAGUGUUUUUUAAUUAGUGAUUUGUGCGAUAAAACCUUUUUCAAGGUUUGACUAAAGCCAAGCGUUGAUUCGCCUUCAAAAUGGCGGAUGAAGAACUAUUUUCUCUGUGUUGGAACAAUUUCAACACAAACCUCUCGGCGGGGUUUCAUGAAUCGCUCGUGAAUGGCGAUCUUGUGGACGUGACGCUGGCGGCAGAGGGGCAACUCGUCAAAGCGCAUCGGCUUGUGCUCUCCGUCUGCUCUCCCUACUUUCGUAAGAUGUUCACCAACAUGCCCGCCAAUCAGCACGCAUUUGUAUUCCUGAAAGAUGUGACCCAUUCCGCGCUCAAAGAACUCAUCCAAUUCAUGUAUUGCGGGGAAGUUAAUGUGAAACAAGAAGCCCUGCCAGCAUUUAUCAGUACAGCAGAGGCUCUUCAGAUCAAGGGACUCACUGACUCGGGUGAUUCAGCCCCACCACCUCCUAGUUCACCCACCAAAGUUGCAACGCCAUCACACUCAUCAGCAUCAUCACCUUCACGGGUCCGCACGCAACAGCGCACUGUUGCAAGAACAACGUACAAAAUGGAGUCUGAAGAUAGUGCUGACGAGAGGCCGAUGAUUCAGGUGCAUACACAAAAGCGCCCAGCCCCUCGUCAAACAGUAGCCCUUCAGUCAAUACCUUCCACCAAGAGGACAAAGAUUGAAACACUGGAAAGUCCAGAACAAGUGGCAGAAGCAUCGGCAACGACACGGAUCUCAGAAAAAUCAGAAACGGCAGAAUUCAUUGAUUUGCCAAUAAGUGAAACACUAUCGGCAAAAGCGGAACCCGUUGAAGAAUAUGCUGAGGAUACGGCUGAGGACAUUGAACAGGAAGGCGAGGCUACGUAUGUGGAGGAGGACACCUAUGGUGACAUGAAAUACGACGAAUCAUACUUCACGGAAAACGAUGAAUCCAACACAAAGCCAAAUGUUUCUGGAUUUGGAGAAAGCUACACUGAAGGGGAUCAAACUGUUGCUGAAGCUCAAGGUCCAUCGACGAUUGAUUUGAAAACAAAAGAAGAAGUUAUUGCCAAAUAUAUAACUGAUCACAAACCACGAACAGCACGAACUGGAGUUAUUUCCGAUGCAAUUCCACCAUCUGAAUAUUCGUACAAUGUUAGAGGUAUGCUGGUGUACAAAGAUUAUCUGUACACGAAAGCAAUGGUGAAAGGGCAAGAUAAAGUGAUCUACUGGCGAUGUACGAAAUAUAGUCAAUUGAAUUGCAAAGCUGCUCUCAAAGCUGUGGGUAAAACCAUCUACGUGAUGCGCGAUUUUCACAAUCAUCCAUCUACGAAGCAGAAAACCGUCAAUGUUAUUGUAUGGAAUGAGCAGCAAGAAAAUUAACUAUUCUUGCAUUGCUCAUCGUCACACACAAAUUCAAUAAAGGCAUGCUAUCUCCUUUACAUUUAAUCAUUGAAUGUACCAUCAGAACAAUCCUUAGAUAAAUUGUUAUUUUUUAAGUACAGGAUACAAUGGGCCUAAUUUGGAAUUGGACCUAAAUUGGAAUUUAGGAUUUCUUUACAACUGCUUCAGAUGGGUAAAGAAAAAAAAGAAGAUUACGAAGAAGUACAAGAUUUACACUAAAGAUAACUUCUUCAUAGUCUUUUUCUUCCGUCAAUCUAAAACUUUGAGGAAAUUUCAAUAUUCCAAUUUAGAUCCAAUUUAAAAUUACCCCUUUGUACCCUAUGUACCAAAUAAAUUGAUUUUCAGUUUUACUAAAAAAUCAAUUUUAAGUAACACUAAAAAUAUUCAUGUAGGCACAACGUUCUAUAAUCUAUACGCAUUUUUUCCUACAUUAGCGAUGGGGUCAGGAGGGAAUAUUAAGCCUAAAAGAACGUGAAGAUUUAACACUUAAAAUUUUGAAGAUAUUGCACCGAGAUUCAAACAAAUUUGCUCGUAAUUCUCGUAUGAUUUUGGCAAGAAUUAUGAAAAAUGUAUUUUUAGAUUUAGAUAACUCUUAAUGCUCUAUUUCGAAAUAUCAUCAGAAUGAUUAGUAAAUUCGCUUUAAGAAAGAACUUACCAUUAAAUUUCAGUAUGAAAAAGUGAAUCCUCUUUAUUACUUUGUAUUAAGCCCUCAAUCCCCAUUAUCUUAUCCCAGUACAUUAUUCAAUUGUUAAAGAUUUAAUAAUAGAAAAUUUCUGGUGACCGAAAGUUGAUUCAAACUCAGGACAUUUACAUUUAAUACUUACGCUCUAUUACGUAUACACGUAGUCUUCAAUGCCUAGUUUUCAUUAAUUCUUAUUUAGCUAUGGUGCUUAACAUUAACUCUUUCGCGUCUUUAGGGUCAUAUAUGACCCGGGGAAAAAAGUUUCUUUUUGGCUAUUUACAUUAAUUGAAAUCUAACUGGAGUCUUGAGAAAAUGAGCCAAGAAUCUUACAUCCUUCUAUUAUGAUGUUGUGCACGAACAGAUAGAUUUCAGUUAAUGUAAAUACCCAAAAAAAACUUUUUCCCCGAGUCAUGACAUUACCCUAAAGACGCGAAAGAGUUAAACCUUACCGACGGUUUUUGGGCGUUUUUCCCAGCACGAUCAGUCAAAUGGUAGACCGCGGUAGGUAGGAUAUUCAACAAAUAUUUCUUGGAAAAGAGGAAAAAAUUAAAAUUUAAACAUUUAAAUAUAUAUUACAUACAUAUUUUGAUAGCGAAAUUGUACAGUCCAAAUACGUGUUAAUUUUAAAAAGUUUAUAAACCGGUCAAUAUGACCGGUAUUGGUAGGUUUUAACUACAUUUCACUAGUACUUUCGCAUCAUUUACCAUUUACCGAUUUUCAACCGAUUUAAAGCGAUUUGUAAAUCACUCGAAAGAUUCUACAAAAUAAUGUUAAAAUAAUAAAAUUGAUUUUCGGAUAAAAUAUACUUAUCGGUUCAUAACCGGUUCACAAUCGAUUUGAACGGAUUUAUAAAUCACUCAAAACAUUGCCCAAAAUAACUUACAACUAAUAAAAAUGAAUUUCGAUAAAUAAAAAUUAGUUAUCGGUUAUGAACCGGUUAAUUACCGGUUCAAAACCUAUUGGAACCGAUAUGGUUUUGUCGGAAAUUCCAAGACCUUUCCAACGAACCUAAACAUGACCAAUUUAAACCAAUCAAAAAAUAGUUAUAAUUCUAAAUAUAAAAUUAUUCAAAUAUACACCCCACAUUGCACAUUUGGGACAAUCAAUGUGAAUCACAUUAAAAUUUUAAUGGGCAAGUAUGAUAUCCGGUUAAAUUUAUAUGAGUAUAUUAUUACUUAAUAAUGGAAUAUUAAAUUUGUACUUCAUUUAUAUCCCAAUUGUUGUAAAAUUAUUUUUGGAAAUCAUGGCUAUAAGUGAAGCAGGGGCACACACUAUAGCUUCGAAUACUUCAUAUUUUUCCUAUAUUUCUUCAAUGAAUCUAACUUUUUUUUUUUCAGGAAGUGACUUAGGACUAGCUAUUAAAAUAUAUUGUUAUUAAGUCAGAUUCAUUGAAAGAAUAUGGGAAAAAUAUGAAGUGAUUGAAGCCAGAGUAGGGGGAAGUGGGGCACUUUUGAAUUUGGGGAAGCUUUGAAAUUUGAUUUUUCAGUUCGUGGAGCUAAAUGAUAUCAUGACAAGGAUUGAUUUUAUAUGAAAUUAGGAGAAAAAUCUCAGUUUCACAGCUGCUCAAAUUCAAAAAUGUCUCACUUCUCCCUAUAUGCGAAUCCUGAAAGCAUUCCCCUAAUAGGUAUCUUUGAAAAUAAAAAUACAAAACUAUUGCUGAAAAUUCUUCAAAAGAUUGAUUUUAGUAUGUUACGUUUUAUAAGUGUAGUAAUCUUGGUAAUAAUGCAAAAUCUUAGAUAGAAUGCUGCACGAUUUUCAUAUGUGCUUAAAGUGACCUUUUGUUUCCUGCAUUGAUUAUGAAUUAUUGGAAUCCAUCUUAAUUAAAUAAGCUAACUCAGGGCAAUUGAUAUAAAGUGUCUAGCAUGAAAGUAAUAUUUGAACUUCUUAAUAUGCUCCGCCCAUAAGUAAUUGUCCGUCACUCUUUAUUCAGAAGCAAUAUUCGAAAUUUUCGUUUUUUUAUAUUAUUGGGUUAGUUCUAUAAGAAACUAUCCUUUUGAUUGCAUUUUUGCUAGAAGAAGCUUGAAUAAUCUCACUUAUAGUAAUUAGGCCCUACCCCCUACAAAAAUUUGAAUUAGAAAAUUAAUUCAUUUAUUCGUUAAUAGAGUUCCUUAAUUCCUACACAAAACUUUAAUAAUGUAAGUUGUUUGCUCAUGAAUUUUCUUUGUAUCCUAAAUUAGAAAUUCAGACAUUUUAAUAAUAGCUAAGGACAGAUUCUUUAGGAAAUAUGAUCAACAAUUAUUCAUUCAAAGUAAAUAAUUCCUUUGAUUUAAAAGGUUUCAAUAAAGAAAUUUUAUUUUUUAUAAAAAAAAGCUUAAAAUACAUGUUAUUUAUUCAAAAUAUAUUUUACCAGUAAUUAAAUAUGAUGUAUUUGUUUAUAUUGCUUAGUGUAAAUUGUUAAAAUGAAAAUCAAUUUAUUGUGGUACAAAACAGAAAAAUUAGAUAAAAGUUUAUAAAAAAUAUAUUUUUACUCAUGUUGAUAAAAACCAAGAAAAUAUGUAUGAACUUUUAUUUAAUCAUAGUACUAAAUAAAAAUCAAUUCUUUUA